Messenger RNA from Opisthocomus hoazin, 2884 nucleotides. The record is from RefSeq and is a predicted model, not a curated record. NCBI's taxonomy places the organism in Eukaryota, Metazoa, Chordata, Aves, Opisthocomiformes, Opisthocomidae.
GAACAUUCGGUGACAUCGGAGCAGUUGGCAGAGUUGGGAAAAAAAUGACGUUUUCAUGAACUUCUGUGAAGAAUGCAAAUGAGCAAAGUGUGAGCUUCAAUGCUUUUUUCCAUGAAAACUCUUAGAGAAGAUGGCUGAUGUAAACCUGAAGGAAGCAGCACUAAUAGUUGGUGUGGUGGCAGCCUGCUACUGGAACAGUCUCUUUUGUGGCUUUGUUUUUGAUGAUGUUUCAGCAAUUUUGGACAAUAAAGAUUUGCAUCCUUCUACACCGUUAAAAAAUCUGUUUCAGAAUGACUUCUGGGGCACUCCGAUGUCUGAGGAGAGGAGUCAUAAAUCUUACCGUCCUCUUACAGUUCUUACAUUUCGCUUAAACUACUUGUUCAGCGAGUUAAAUGCAGUUUCCUACCACUUCCUAAAUCUGGUCUUUCACGUGGUGGUUUGUGUAGUCUUCCUCAAGGUCUGUAAGCUUUUUCUGGACAACAGGAGCAGCAUGGUUGCAUCCUUGCUCUUUGCAGUGCACCCGAUACAUACUGAAGCAGUAACUGGAGUUGUGGGCAGAGCAGAGCUUUUAUCAUCUAUCUUUUUUCUAGCUGCUUUUUUGUCAUACACAAAAUCUAAAGGGCCAGAUAAUACCAUAGUAUGGACUCCAAUUGCAGUGACUGUUUUUCUAGUAGCUGUUGCAACACUGUGUAAAGAACAAGGAAUAACAGUGGUGGGGAUAUGCUGUGUCUAUGAAGUAUUUAUUGCUCAAGGGUACACCUUGCCAGUGUUGUUGGACACAGCUGUACAGAUUCUUCGAGGGAAGGGCAGUAUUCCUUUCUCUAUGCUCCAAACACUGUUGAAGCUCAUAGUCCUAAUGUUCAGUACGCUGCUGCUUGUAGUUGUCAGAGUUCAGGUUAUCCAGUCUCACCUUCCGGUGUUUACAAGGUUUGAUAACCCAGCUGCUGUUAGUCCAUCCCCAGCAAGACAGCUGACUUUCAACUACCUCCUCCCUGUAAAUGCUUGGCUUCUUCUCAACCCCUCAGAGUUAUGCUGUGACUGGACAAUGGGAACUAUUCCUCUCGUGGAGUCUUUGUUAGAUGUUAGAAAUGUUGCCACCCUUACCUUCUUUUGCUUUCUGGGAUCUUUGAUUGUCUUCAGUCUCCGAUAUCCUGGGGAUUCCUCCAAGACUGUAUUGAUGGCACUCUGUUUAAUAGUGCUACCAUUCAUUCCUGCAUCAAACCUCUUUUUUCCUGUUGGAUUUGUAGUAGCAGAACGAGUGUUGUAUGUUCCUAGCAUGGGAUUCUGCAUUUUAGUAGCACAUGGAUGGAAGAAACUAUCGAGUAAAAGCGUGCUAAGAAAAAUUUCUUGGGUUUGUUUGGUUGCGGUACUGUUCACUCAUGCCUUAAAAACACUGCACAGAAACUGGGAUUGGGAGUCAGAGUACACGUUGUUUAUGUCAGCUUUAAAGGUAAAUAAGAACAAUGCGAAACUUUGGAACAAUGUGGGGCAUGCAUUAGAAAAUGAAAAGAAUUUUGAAAGAGCUCUGCAGUUCUUUAUACAAGCCACACAAGUGCAACCAGAUGAUAUUGGUGCCCACAUGAAUGUAGGAAGAACUUACAAAAACUUGAACAAAACUAAAGAAGCAGAAGAAUCAUAUAUGAUUGCUAAAUCAUUGAUGCCACAGAUUAUUCCAGGUAAAAAAUAUGCAGCAAGAGUUGCUCCUAACCAUCUGAAUGUUUAUAUCAAUCUUGCAAACUUAAUUCGAGCAAAUGAAUCUCGCCUUGAAGAAGCUGAUCAAUUAUAUCGACAGGCAAUUAGUAUGAGGCCAGAUUUCAAGCAGGCUUACAUCAGCAGGGGAGAAUUACUCUUAAAAAUGAACAAACCUCUGAAAGCUAAGGAAGCUUAUCUUAGAGCUCUAGAACUAGACAGAACCAAUGCAGACCUGUGGUACAACUUGGCGAUCGUUUACAUUGAACUGAAAGAUCCAACAGAAGCCCUAAAGAAUUUCAAUCGAGCGCUGGAACUCAACCCAACACAUAAACUGGCAUUAUUCAACUCAGCACUGCUAAUGCAGGAAUCUGGUGAUGCUAGGCUUAGACCUGAAGCUAAACAAAGACUGUUACAUUAUGUAAAAGAAGAACCUCACGAUGCAAAUGGGUACUUCAAUUUGGGUAUGCUGGCAAUGGAUGACAAAAAAGAUACGGAAGCAGAGGCUUGGAUGAAGAAAGCCAUAAGGUUACAGCCAAACUUCCGAAGUGCUCUGUUCAAUUUGGCACUGCUGUAUUCUCAGACAGCGAAAGAAUUGAUGGCUUUGCCCGUCCUGGAAGACCUGCUAAGAUACUACCCUGAUCAUACCAAAGGUCUGAUUUUGAAAGGAGAUAUCCUUAUGAACCAAAAGAAGGAUAUCGUUGGAGCAAAAAUGUGUUUUGAAAAAAUUUUGAAACUGGAUCCCAACAACGUACAGGGAAAACAUAAUCUUUGUGUGGUUUACUUCGAAGAGCGAGACUUAAUAAAAGCAGAAAAAUGUUUGGUUGAGACGCUGGCACUGGCACCUCAUGAAGAGUAUAUUCAUCGUCAUCUAAACAUAGUUAGGAGUAAAAUUGCAUCACUCAGUGCUACGGAACAGUCAUCACUUCCAGCAUAUGGGACUGCAACUGAAGCUGCAGAAGAAAAAAAAAAAAAAUUUCAGAAUUUGAAAGAAGUAAAAACUAAGCAGACCGCCCCACACACAACAGUUGAUAACAAUAAAGGGCACUCAAAAAAUAGGAAACGAACAGAGAAAAAUAAUAUGGACAAAGAGACUCCCAAAAAAUCUACAAAAGAAAUCAAAGACAUUGAGAAAAAGAGAGUUGCUGCUUUGAAAAGACUAGAAGAGAUUGAACGUAUAUUAAGUGGUGAAUAG